AUGCUCAAUUAAAAGUCUCUUAAUGACCUCAAAAUUUCAUAGCAAAAUACUCUUAUACUUGCCUCUAGUCCAGGUCUGUAGCCGAGUGAUUAAAUAAUUUAAAAAUAAAGCAAAUUAGUUGGAAGUUUACUCUCUUCAAAGAGCAAGGACCAGCUUUACAAUUUAUCAACAAUCUCUAAAUCUAAUAACACUGCUUUUAAUAGUUAAACCAUUUAAUACAAUCAAAACUCUAGCAUUCGAAAGAUUUUACCUUCUGCUCCCCCUUAUUCAGUGGGACAACCUCAGCAAAUGCUAUAACCAUUAAGAAUCCAAAAUAAUGAUAUAAGGGUUGAGACUCCCAAAGAGGGGGAUAAUUUAGUAAACCUCAAAGAACUUAGAUUUAAGCAGUCUCUUUCAGCAGCAAAUUAAUUACAUCAAAAUAGUGGAUAAAUACAAAGUCCUGUUCUACAAACAUUCGCCUAGCCUUAAAAUCAUAGACUCAGACCUGCUACUAAUGUUAAUUAAAAUAAUAAUUAAAGCGAUCUCAAGCAAGUUAAUUUGGCAUAGAUUAAUCAAGCUCCUAGAAGUUAUAGCAGAUCUAGACCAGAUGAAGAUAAGGAACUGAUGAGUGGAUAAAAGCUAAAAUAAAAUCCACAGUCUCUAGACAGAAAAUCAUAGUAAAAUUAGGGGUAUAGUUAUUCCAGUAGGAUUGACAUGAAAUUAAAUGAAUCAGACUUUACAAAAUUCAAGGACAAUUUUAAUAUUCAAAAAGUACUUUCUCCUUAUCAAGGGCUCAGAAUGCCUUAAUAGUAGUAGUUGAUAGAAGAUAAGAGUGAUGAGAUAAAUAGUUUGAAGCAUAAAAGAAAACAUUCAAAGUCAGAUGUUUAGCUGCAAUAAGAUAGUAUGGGCACUGCAUCUUCAGAAGUAACUGACAAAUUCAAGAACAUCAAAAACCUUUAGAAAAAUUCAUCUUCUUCAAGAUUGUAUUUGCCUCCAGCAAAAGACUCCAAGAUGUUUUUUAGUAAUAUGGGCAACAGCAAUCAGAUUCAAAACGAGACAACUUUCCAAAGAAAAUUAAAUAAUUUAUCUAGAGGCAGUGCAGACAACGAAAGUCAACAGAUUAUUUCAAAUAAUCUUAGUCAAAAUUUAUCCAAGUCUUAAUCAGCUCAAAGUUUGUUAUUGAAGAAUAAAAGGAAUGAACUGUAGCUUUAUUAAUGCACUAAUUUAAACAUUGUAAACGAAGAAAAUGAAAACCAACUCCUGAGUGAUAGUUACUAAAAAGCAGACUCAAAAUGCAAAGAAAGCACCCCUGAUGAUUAAAAGUUGAAAUUCUAGCCAUUAGCAUCAGCAACUGCUACAAAAUUCUUUGAUAAAAGAUUUAUUGAUAGAGUUCAGGGUGUAAAUCAAGAGUAAAAAUCAAUUGAUAUAGAGAAUAAAUCAUCUGUAAGAUUAGAAAAUGUAAACAACUCAAUUAUGAGCUCCUACUACACUCGUCCUAAAUAGGAAAAAUCUUUAUAAUUCCUUAAGUACAGUGCAAUAUCCAAAGCAGGACGAAACGCUAGACUUCAAACUAAGACUAAUCAAGAUUCAUAUGCGGUGAUCAAAGGAUUUUGUGGUUCUUAGACUAAUUGGUAUUUUGGAGUAUUUGACGGACAUGGAACAUAUGGGCACCUAGCAUCAGAAUAUGCAUCGAAGGCUCUCUCGUCCAGAAUGUCUACACUAGUUUAUAAUCAAUAGCAUUCAUACUAAGGAAAUGGUAAUCAAAAGUUUGAUGUAAAUAGGGUGAAAGAUUUAACAGAUGUUAGCUCGCUAGAUGAGCAAAACCUAAGAGGCAUCAUAACUAAUGCCUAUGAAUGGACUAACGAGUAGAUGGGUCUUUAAGGCUUUGAUGUAUCUUACAGCGGCUCUACAUCAGUAACACUUGUUGUAGUUAAAGAUAGCUUCAUUGUGGCAAAUGCGGGAGACUCAAGAUGUAUAGUAUUUAGAAAGAGCUCUCCAGGAGAGUAGCAGGAGGCUGAAUGCUUAAGUCGUGAUCACAAGCCAAAUCUUGCUGGUGAAUCGGAGAGAAUCAUCUCUAGAAAUGGAAGAAUUGAUUCAUUUAAAGACUUUAAUGGUAAUAAUAUCGGCCCAAUGAGAGUCUGGAUGAAAAAUGAAGACAUCCCAGGACUGGCAAUGAGUAGAUCCUUAGGGGAUGCAGUGGCUGAAUCACUAGGAGUCAUUCCUACUCCAGAUAUCAAGUUUUAUUAGAGGCAGCCAGAUAAAGAUAGAGCUAUCGUAGUUUGCAGUGAUGGGGUUUCAGAGUUUCUUGAGAACGAGUAAAUUGGGCAAAUAAUAGAACCUUACUAUAAGAAUAAUGAUACUGAGGGAGCUUGUAGAAAACUUGUAGAAGAAGCAACUAAUUAAUGGUUGAAAGAAGAAUCAGUUAUCGAUGAUAUAACUGCAAUAGUAAUAUUUUUCCAUUGA
Molecule: messenger RNA, 2442 nt
Organism: Stylonychia lemnae
Lineage: Eukaryota; Ciliophora; Spirotrichea; Sporadotrichida; Oxytrichidae
Source: the annotation of a GenBank genome assembly